Messenger RNA from Lampris incognitus (smalleye Pacific opah), 1538 nucleotides. It is a transcript of the gene pcmtl, whose product is annotated as l-isoaspartyl protein carboxyl methyltransferase, like. Gene Ontology annotation, molecular function: protein-L-isoaspartate (D-aspartate) O-methyltransferase activity. Gene Ontology annotation, cellular component: cytoplasm. Gene Ontology annotation, biological process: protein modification process. Lineage: Eukaryota; Metazoa; Chordata; Actinopteri; Lampriformes; Lampridae. The record is from RefSeq and is a predicted model, not a curated record. The transcript has 9 exons. The coding region runs from base 159 to 908 and encodes 249 amino acids.
GCAAACAUAUGUUGUUUGAUUUUAUUUGUGAGCCCUUUACGAACAGGCAUUAAAUACUCUUGGUCGCUGAGCGGGACCGUUCAUGACGUAAACCAAUUUAGCGGGCACAUCAGCCUAGCUUCGAUCAAGUUGUUUUCUAAGGAUAUCCACUGUUGGAGAUGCGAGCGGUAAUCCCUUUGGUGGUAGUUGCAGUCCCUAUGGGUGUACUGCUGUCCCGGACCAUGGCUUGGAUGUCCAGUGGCAAAACGCAUCCAGAACUCAUCAGCCGCCUGAGGGAUCAUGGGGUGAUCCGCAACGACAGAGUCUAUGAGGCCAUGCUGGCUACAGACCGAGGGCUUUAUUCUAAAGAUCACCCUUACGCCGACUCUCCUCAGUCCAUAGGGUACAGGGCUACAAUCAGUGCUCCACACAUGCAUGCCCAUGCUCUGGAGGUUCUCGGUGAUAAGCUAACGGAAGGGGCAUCAGCACUGGAUGUAGGUUCAGGAAGUGGUUAUCUCACUGCCUGCUUUGCAAGGAUGGUAGGGCCCAGUGGUAAGGUGGUGGGGAUUGAGCAUAUCAAUGAACUGGUUCAAAUGUCAGCGAGAAAUGUUCAAGGUGAUGACCCAGAACUGCUUUCCUCUGGGCGCAUAAAACUUGUAGUAGGAGAUGGGAGGCAAGGCUACCCAGAUGGGGCACCAUAUGAUGCCAUUCAUGUUGGAGCAGCCGCACCUACACUUCCCAAGGCUCUCUUGGAACAACUCAAGCCCGGUGGACGGUUGGUUCUGCCAGUAGGUCCAGAUGGUGGCAGCCAGGUCCUAGAACAGUAUGACCGCCAGAGCGAUGGAACUUUCCUCAAAAAAGCAUUGAUGGGAGUGGUCUACGUUCCUCUAACAGACAAACGGCACCAAUGGCCAGGAGGUGAGCUCUGACUGCAGUGUAAUUACCCCUGCAGGAGGUGGCGCUGGUGCUGCACCUUUGGGCCUCCAUAAAAUUCCGUGAGGUUUCAACCUAGUGGAUGGACUCCAGUGAAUGGGCAUGGCAUUCUUAUUAGCUUUUCACCUUGCAACAGCUUUGCUCGAUUUGGCUGAUAAUCUUGUCUUCCUGUUGCACUUAAAGAGUGAACAAGUGACAGACGGGUUAAACUGCUGGUUAAUUGGUUGUCUCAUGAUCAUACGACUGAGGCUCCUCGCUGAGAGACUGGAAUGGAACUGGAAUGAAACACAACUAUCAAAGUAGUUUUGACUGGAGGUCCUAGUAUACACUGAGGAAAUCUUAAUAAUAACAGCUAUGAUCCCCCCCCCACGUUUUGAAUGUUCAAUUACAUUUGUGUGCCAUCUUGUUAUCAAUGCAUUCAUUCAUAUAUUUAUAAAAUGUUGUGUUAACAUUCAAUUCACUCCUUUAAUUUUAAGAUUUGAAAUAUAACGAACCAGUUUCUAAUUUGGAAAGAUUUUAUAGCACACUUCUGUAUUUAUUUACAAUUACUGAAUUUAAUUUUUAACUUAAAAAAAUCUCCUAUAUGUUAAUCUCAAUAACAUCAAAUAAAUAUGGGCAUACUUAUU